Messenger RNA from Fomitiporia mediterranea MF3/22, 798 nucleotides. RefSeq lists its product as uncharacterized. Bases 1 to 798 code for a protein of 265 amino acids. Lineage: Eukaryota; Fungi; Basidiomycota; Agaricomycetes; Hymenochaetales; Hymenochaetaceae. The transcript is spliced from 13 exons. The record is from RefSeq and is a predicted model, not a curated record.
AUGAACUUCGCAAAGUUCGGGAUCCAUGAUCUAUCUAACAUUUCCGUCCGAGCUACAAGCCCAGAGGUGGCGAUCACUUUUGAAAAGAGUGAUCAACUUGCCUCGUACUUCGGCAUGGCUGCUACGUGCUUGCUGACUUAUGACAUCAUGGCGACGUUUGACAAAGAAAUUCAUUACUUCUGGAAAUCUACUGGCCUCACUAGAUGGGUUUUCUUCCUGAACCGAUACAUUGGGUUUUAUGCCGCCUUAAUUAAUACGAUAUAUUUCUUGAACGACAAUCUCCCAUUCUCUGAUCGUCCGGUCGCCGAUUCUCGCUUCUGCGCGUUUGCAGCCUGGACUCACCAGCUUGCAGGAUGGAUGGGAAUUGUCUUGAUUGACGGGAUUCUGUUAAUGAGAGUAUUAGCUCUCUGUCCCGAUGACAAGAAGAUCGCUCGGUUCCUAGUAGCUCUCUUCGCAGCAGAGAGUAUUGUAUAUCUAGGUCUUUUACUUCACAUUGAAGUUGAAUACAGACCGGGAAUAAUUCACGUCCUCGAUCGCGUCUACUGUGGACUUGGUGGCCACUUCGAGAAGCAAGAAGCGACGGGCUACUGGGUCGUUCCGCUGUUCUUCGAAAUUGUGCUACUCACCGUAGCCAUCCGUAAAUCAAUCACCUACUGGGGCUCCCUCCGAGGACUCGGUAGAUUCAAGCUAGCAUAUAUCCUUCUCCGAGAUCAGAUCAUCUAUUUCGUCAUGUACGUUGAAUGCCAUCCAUCUGCGCUAGAAUCCAUAUUCAUCGUCUCGCCAAUCCGUACAGUGUAA